Messenger RNA from Dibothriocephalus latus, 327 nucleotides. The record is from the annotation of a GenBank genome assembly. Lineage: Eukaryota; Metazoa; Platyhelminthes; Cestoda; Diphyllobothriidea; Diphyllobothriidae.
AUGCAGCUGUGGAGAUGUUCUCCUGAGGAUACUCUGCGUAUUCCCUGUUCUUCGGACUCCUACCGCUAUCCGUCCCUGGUACCUCCGCCUGCAUCCCUCGUGUGCGGUGUGAAUAAUAACAAUUCCUUAGCAGUACCAAUACUGCUGAACCAGGAGGCUUCUACGGAUAUGUACCUCAUACUCCUUAGUAGCAUUGGCAGUUAUGGCAGUGGUUCCGUUAACUCCAUGGACUGGACGUCGUUGGAGUCGGUGUCCUCACCGGUCGAGAUGCGUCUCCAUGGACCAUUGCCUUUGAGGAACUCGGAAGAACUAAUGGCUCUGAGAUAA